AAUGAGGCUCGCAAGCUGAAUCACCAAGAAGUGGUGGAAGAAGAUAAAAGACUUAAAUUGCCACCAAACUGGGAAGCCAAAAAAGCUCGGCUGGAGUGGGAGCUGAAAGUGGAGGAAAAGAAGAAGGAAUGUGCGGCGAGAGGAGAAGACUACGAGCGAGUCAAACUGCUGGAGAUCAGUGCUGAGGAUGCUGAGAGAUGGGAAAGGAAAAAGAAGAAGAAAAAUCCAGAUCUAGGAUUUUCAGAUUACGCAGCUGCUCAGCUGCGGCAGUACCAGCGGUUAACGCGGCAGAUCAAACCUGACCUGGAGCAGUACGAGAAGCUGAAAGAGCAGUACGGUGAAGCGCUUUAUCCCACAUCUGACAGUCUCCUCCAUGGAACACAUGUGCCGUCUAAGGAAGGGGUUGAUAGAAUGGUUGCAGAUCUUGAAAAACAGAUCGAAAAGCGUGACAAAUACAGCCGGCGACGUCCUUACAAUGAUGAUGCAGACAUCGACUACAUCAAUGAGCGAAAUGCCAAGUUCAACAAGAAGGCUGAGAGGUUCUAUGGGAAGUACACAGCUGAGAUAAAACAGAACCUGGAAAGAGGAACAGCUGUCUGA
Molecule: messenger RNA, 600 nt
Organism: Balearica regulorum gibbericeps (East African grey crowned-crane)
Lineage: Eukaryota; Metazoa; Chordata; Aves; Gruiformes; Gruidae
Source: RefSeq, a predicted model, not a curated record